This is a messenger RNA of Cantharellus anzutake, 1590 nucleotides long. RefSeq lists its product as uncharacterized. NCBI's taxonomy places the organism in Eukaryota, Fungi, Basidiomycota, Agaricomycetes, Cantharellales, Hydnaceae. The transcript is spliced from 3 exons. Bases 203 to 1486 code for a protein of 427 amino acids. The record is from RefSeq and is a predicted model, not a curated record.
AUAACACACACCUUCUUUCUGCCUCUCUCCCGCUCUUCCGCGUUCUCGGGCGCAUUUCAACUCGUUCCAUCUCCCUCGCUCUCUCUCUCACCCUUCUCGUCAUAAUCUUGCCCCUGCAGCGCCUCAUCACUCCCAAAUCGGCUCUUCCAACCUUUACACCGCAUUCAUUCAUUGCGUUGUGGCUGUAGUCUUUUGGAUCGCAAUGGAACAGCAUCAAGACACAGCUACGUCCAACUAUUUUACCAACAAUGACUCGAGCAAUCAGCACGCCCUCCCUUCAUUUGCUGUGGAGACCGCCGUUCCAUUUGACUUCGACGAGUGGUCAAAGAAAGCUGCAAACGCCGAAUAUCCAUAUACUCCAUCUUACGCUUCAUACAACUCUCCCGGCUCUAAUCUUUCUGGCUUGUCCGCUCCUUUGGAUAGUGCAGACGACGAUUUCGAGUUUAUGCACCACACCAAAGUUGGAUCAUACGGUGAAGACCUAGUUGGAUUAGGCAUCCACAACCUUGGCGACGAAGACGAAGGUUACAAUCCCCAUCAUUUCUCAUCAAUCGCUCCAGGGGCAGAAGAGUUUCCUUUGAUUGAAGACCAGUUUGGAAAUACGUUUGUAUACGACGCGCCUUCAAACGCAAGUAGUCCCCCCCCACAUAUAAACGAACCCACUGCGUACUAUCGUCCUAGUCCUGAUCACUCCCCAGGUUCAAGUGUGGGUGACAUAGAAAAUCCUACUAAAAGCCGCGCUUCCUCCGUGUCUUCCUUCCAUCGAUCCCCCCGCACUCAAUCGACCGCGCCUCCGGGUUUCAACGAGUCACUGGCCGGUCUCAACUUUGGUGUAACAUCAGGCGCUGAGAGCCCAGAAUUACACGCACAUCGGGUUGCAUCUCCCGGUAUCAUCUCUGCUCCUAUCGACGCACCAAGUCCACCUCCAUCAUCCACAUCCCCUCCUGCACCUCAUCACGCUCAUACGAAAUCUCUGACUCAACCCCUCGUCAUUCCAGCUUCCCCUUCACUUCAUCCUUUCAACUCCCUACAUAAUAACGAACACGAAGGAGAAUCUCAAGAGACUGCCAAGGUAGUAGAUAACAUGGCAACUGCGGCGGCCUUUUCAACUGCGUUCCUCCAACCCCCCCAUGAUCCUACGUUUGCACUGCCUAGGUUCCCCGUACAGGAUUCCGCCGCCGACAAUGAGGGUCCCGCUAUUCGACUUAUUCCCAGUACGCCCAUCACCGCUGGUGGGAGCGUCGCGCGGGGGGUUAUGCGUCCCUCUCCCUUGUCGUUUGUCCCUGAGGAUACAGGUGCGAAUGAGUCAACGUUCCCGCCUCCACAACCGGACAAUGGGUCUGUAGAUCCUGCCGCGAGCUGGAAUACUCAAGUAGUAAGUCGCCUUUUUUUCGAUGCACUUACGUGUCUUAUUGGAACUAUUUUUAUUUUUUCUUCAUUUUUAGAAUGCUCCGCAAUCUAUGGGUUAUCCUCUUCCGGCGUUUGAACGCCCUGUAGCUACUUCCUCGUGGACAUCGGAUUCCCUCCUACUAGGUGGGGGUGGCUCAUUCACGAACGGGUCACCUCGCAACCAAAGCCUUAAUUUCAAUG